This is a messenger RNA of Caenorhabditis remanei, 3438 nucleotides long. RefSeq lists its product as uncharacterized. The record is from RefSeq and is a predicted model, not a curated record. The transcript is spliced from 15 exons. NCBI's taxonomy places the organism in Eukaryota, Metazoa, Nematoda, Chromadorea, Rhabditida, Rhabditidae. Bases 1 to 3438 code for a protein of 1145 amino acids.
AUGCAUGUGCACAAGUAUGGAAUCGUAAUUCAUCAGCGACUCAGAGAAACCACGUAUAAGUGGAAAGUCGCCAUACUCACUGGCUCGGUUUCUUCUCAUGGAUGUAUCGACGUUCUUCCUGAUAGGUUUCCUUUCCCACAGGAUGUUAAACCGGGAGUCUCAGUUAAAGCUAAAUUCGAUGACGAACAGGCGGAUGAUCCCUCGGUUGUUUCGUUAUGCAGCAACCACGAGUGGAUCCGUGACGUUGAAGUUAUCAAUUCAAAUGCUGUGAUCUUCAUCAUCGUCCGAUUCGAUGCGGAAUGUCUUAGUAGAUCCUUUUACCAAGAGAACACGAACAUUGAGUACUACAUUAUUCAAAAUGAUGACACUGAUCUACGUAGAAUAGCUAUUCCAAAAGUGGUAUUAGAUGCAGAGUUAGCUGGAAGAUCUCCAUUGCAAAAACGAGAUGAACCACUAGUUUAUCGUGUGGGAGUUAGUUGGGAUCCAUUGUUAUUUGAAGGAGGAACAAGAGCUCAUUGGAGAUAUUUUCCCGACUUACCUUUGGUUCCUAUUUUUGAACUUUAUUACAGAGAUACAACACUGCCAUAUUUAUCUGAGUCAAUGACUUAUGGUGUCCUCGAAGGAAUUGUUAUCGCUCAAAAUGAAUGUGGAGCGUUGUAUUGGACAGUUGGUAUGGGCUGUGCAGUUCUAUCGAAUUUCACAAGAGCCACAGAAAUGCCUCCUCUUGGAUCUGUUAAUUUUGUAUUAGUCAAGCGAUGUCUUCCUGAAACAUCUUUCGGAUUUCCAUGUUGCUACGAGCUGCUCCCAGAUAUCAGGAAUUAUAGUUGGGAAGAAAAAAGAUUUAAGAUUAUAACUGACGAGAAGAGUGGUUCUGUUUACAUCGAAGCCCACUGUAAGUGCGUUCCGAUGACUGAAAAUUGGGGCCAACCAUUCGCAAUGUCAGUGCCAUAUAUUGGAAAGAUUUAUCGAGGAUUGGAGUGUUACAAGGAUAAGAUUUGUGCCGGAAUAGAAUAUUAUUUCCGAAUUGAGUUUCGGAAAUUUAAAAACGAUGGAGAAAUGGAGAACGAAUGUGACUCAUUUGUGCCAGUAAUCGUAGAUCUAUGCUUGAAAGAAGACGAGUUUAUCAAAUGCCGAGUAAUUUCUAUUUCCCACGAAUUAAAAACAUACUUUGCGGUUUUGGAGCCCACGGGUGAAGUAUUCCAACGGUUAAAAAACAAAAUUGAUUUUGUUGCUAUUCCUUUCCGAGUUCUUCAUUGUGCUAAAAGUAUAUAUCUGGAGGAUGAAGAACUAAUGUUGGACUGUUUCACUGUGAGAAUUCGACUUCCAAUGAGUGAUCACAAAGUUGCAGAUGCUAUCCACGUUGAGAGUUCAAGCAGAUCACAGAAAAAUCAUACUCAACUUCCAAGAAUCACACAAGAAAUACAUUUGAAGCUCGCAACACUGGUAGAAAGGCUGAAGAAGCUUAAAAAUGGAACUGAAAAGUCUCCGAUGAAAUCUGAACCCACGAUUGAUGCUUUUGAAAUGGACGGAACUAAGUUUUCCGAUUCGAAAAUGGAUAACAGUGGUAUGAAUUGUUCGACCCCGACUAUCCCUUAUACGGAAGAACGUCCUAGAAAUCAAGAGGAGUGGGAAAUCGGGCGACAGUCAAAUGAUAUUACACGAGAAAGUUCACAAUUUUCGGGUGAAGUUAUUAUCACGGAAUCUUUUUUUGCAUCCACCGCUCCGUCCACCACAACAUUCGUUCAAUAUCCCGAGUCAUAUAUCUCCACAUACAACGAUAGAAUUGCCGGAGAAGUUGUCACAGAAUCAGUCUUCGAAUCGUCAAACUCGUCAUUUUCCUGUGAUAGUCCGAAAAAGGCAGCAAUUGAAGUGGAUAAAAUCGGCGCAUACCACCCAGAGCGUCGAACUCCAACACGAAAUUCGAUGUUCAGUUACAACAUGAAUCCUGGAAGCCGACCCCGUGGGUUUGGUCCAUCAAAUUACAAUCAUCAGGGACCCACAUCUCCCGGAAAGGACAACAGACGGCCAAGAGCCAUCAAAUUUGGAUCGAGACAAUUAAGGUGUCGGAAAAACCAUAAAGAUGUUUUAGAAGAAAUGGCUUACCGUUUCAUGGCCACCCGAUUGAUGUUCGUAGAGAAUGAUAGAAGGGCUAUUGAAAGUUGGUCUCGAAAACCGACCGCGAAAGUGACAAAAACCAAGAAAACCUUAACUUUUGUUAUUCCGAUAGAGAGGAUCAGAACUCACCAAGAGCUCGAUAGGAGAAUUUGUCGAUAUACAUCUCUUAUUCGAUUUGUUGUACUUGACAAAGUUAUGAAUGUGUGUGAUUCUUCUGUUGUGGUCCCAUUCGGAGGAGAUUUUCCAGUUGUACCAAAAGACUUCGAACUUGGAAAUCGCUAUAAAGUGGAACAUUUCUCUUUUCUUGGAGACAAUAUGUGCAGAUUUGGUGGCUUUGCAGCAGGUCUGAACAACUACUUAUUCUAUCUGGAAACCCCCUCGACCACUUUGACGAAUCCGCGAACGAUAGAAAACAAAAGAGGUCAAGAAUACGUUCAGUUAGAAACCAUCGUUUCGCGUCCAAGUACUCCAGUUGUACAUAGUGAAAUAUUUGAACUAUGGAGUUGUGAACAUUGUCCAGGAUAUGUUUUAGUAGAGCUGAAACCUGAACUGAGAGAGAUUUUAGAGACCAUCGAUGCCAAAGUUUACGAUCAGUAUACCUACUCUGCAAUAAUUGAACCAUUAGCAGGCGGCCCAAUGGAAGCAUCGAUUCUUGUUGAAGAUGAGGAUCAGGAUGGUGAGAUGGACGUCUUUGUGUUUUGGAGAUUGGUUGUUGAGUUCUCGAGUGUUGUUCAUCUGCCAAAACUCAUCAGCCGAGGAGAAAAGUAUAUUCCAAAGAGAGACUAUUCUAAAAGAGAAGUUGGCGGAAUCGCCGUUAAAGAUUAUGGAAUGUGGAAGACGUUGCAUAUCAACUCUCAAUUGGCUCAAGCAAAAAUGGAUCGCCUGAGAGCAUUGAACGACCCACGAAUCCGCAUGAUUGAUGGUCCAGAUCUGAAACCAGAACUUAAAGAACGAAAGGUUGAUGAAGACAAACGAAGAGCGUCUAUGUUCGAAGCGAUGGAAUCAUUUGCUGAAUCACUACCAGAACUACAAGAGAAGGGAAUGUUUCAAAGUGUAUUCAUAGAAGAUUUCAAACAAGAAAUUGAAAAAUUAAUACCGCUUGAUGAUGGUCAUCAUGAUCAUCAGAAAAAGAAAAGAAUCUACUCAUUGGAAGUUGGAAUGAACUACAUCACCAAAAUUCUCCUCACGGGAAGUACAUAUAGAAUUAUGAACGGUUUUAAAGAGCACGUAUCACUAUUGAGAAUUCUAGCCGAAUGUAUUGGGCUUAAUGCAACAUAUAUCAAGAAGACUGACGAUGUGAAAAAGAUGGUAAACAGGUGGUAG